UUCAAAAAUAUUUCGUUGCAUUUCAAAAUAUUUUCCAUUUCUAUUCGAAAACAUUUUCGUAUAAAAUUCGCUUCAGUUUGGCUUAAACAAACAGAAAGCAACUGAGUUGCAAGCUAAAACGAUACCAAACUACAAAAUGCGUUCAUUAUUGAUCCUUUGCUCCGUCGUCUCUGCGGCCUACGCAGCCAGUCUUGGCUACAACUAUGAGAGCAACAAUGGUCCAGCGCUCAGUGCUGGAUUAAGUGGCCCCAGCUUUGGUGGUCAAGCUUUGAGCGGCCCCAGUUAUGGUGGCCCAGCCUUAAGUGUACCCAGUUAUGGCGGACAAGGCGCUUCUGCUCCCAGCUAUAGCGGCCCUUCGGCUGCUGGUCCAAGUUACGGCGGCCUAGCACCAGCCGGCCCUAGUUACAACGCUCCUGCUGCUGCUCCCGCUCCCGUUGAGGUUAACAAGGAAUACUUCACCUACACAGCACCCGAACAUGACUUCAAUGAUGCUGGUGAUGCCGGUGAUCACGCCAACUCAUUGAAGAAAAACUUGCGCGUCAUCUUCAUUAAGGGACCUGAAAACUCUGGACUCGAGAAUGCCGCCAUACAAUUGGCUAAAUCGGCUGGAGAAGAACGCACUGCCAUCUAUGUACUCAGCAAACAAGCUGAUAUCGGUGAUUUGGCUAACAAAUUGCAGUCUCUGAACCACCGUAAUUCCAACAAACCCGAAGUACACUUCGUCAAGUAUCGUACUCCAGCCGAUGCUGAGAAUGCAAAACAAGCUAUUCAAUUGCAAUACGAUGGUUUGGGCGGUAACACAAGCAGCCACAAUGGUGGUGUUGCACCAGUGUUGGACUUCGCCUCGAAGGCACCAGCUGCACCAGCUGCUCAGCAAUAUGGAGCCGCACCAGUUGGUGGCGUUGAAAAUGCGUACUUGCCACCCAACAAGCGCGUGUAAAUGAAUGUGUUAGAAGAAGAUGUUAUAACUAAUUUGUUAAAUAUUAAUUAAGCUUUGAUGUUCCUGUAUAAUUUUUGUAUGCAAAUAAUUACCAAAAAUAAAACAACAAAUUUUUGAAUUUAAA
This is a messenger RNA of Bactrocera oleae (olive fruit fly), 1064 nucleotides long. RefSeq lists its product as uncharacterized. The record is from RefSeq and is a predicted model, not a curated record. NCBI's taxonomy places the organism in Eukaryota, Metazoa, Arthropoda, Insecta, Diptera, Tephritidae.